This is a messenger RNA of Salvelinus namaycush (lake trout), 495 nucleotides long. Its product is annotated as ABC transporter G family member 25-like. Lineage: Eukaryota; Metazoa; Chordata; Actinopteri; Salmoniformes; Salmonidae. The record is from RefSeq and is a predicted model, not a curated record. Bases 1 to 495 code for a protein of 164 amino acids. The transcript has 4 exons.
AUGUACUGUGAAGGAACAGGGAGAAUUUCCCCCAGUGGUCCGUGCAUUGCAGGGUUUGUGUGUUUUGGGGCCGCCUCUCAACCCUCCCCCUCAGACAACAUCACAGGAGCUCCAUGUCCUCCUGGAUUCUACUGUCCUGUUGGGAGCUCCGUACCAUCGCCCUGCCCUAAAGGCACAUUCAGUGAGCAAAGUGGAUUAACGGAGCCCUCCCAGUGUCGUAGAUGUGUUCCAGGGUUCUACUGUGCAGAGCCAGGCCUUAAAGCAGUCACUGGAGCCUGUCUGCCAGGUUUCUACUGUUUGGAAGGGUCCCAGAGUGCUGCCCCGAUGUCAGGUGUAUUUGGAGGUGUUUGCAACCCAGGCCACUACUGUGAGAGUGGGACCAGUGUGCCUGCAUCCUGCCCUGCUGGCACCCAUCACAAUAACACCGGAGGGAAGAAGAGAGAUGACUGCAAGCCAUGUCCUGAUGGUAACGUAAUGAUCUUCAGAGAGAUGUGA